AUGAAUACAUUUAUGUCAACAGCACGUAACGCAGACGUUGCACGUGGUUUUAUUUUUGAAGCAACAAACGCUGUUAUUUUUCGAAUUAAUAUACAAAGUCAAACACCUCAGACGUCGAAACAAUUUCUCGAUAUUUCUCGUUUGAGCUCGAUGCCAGAAGAAGAAGAAAUUUUAUUCUUUCCUGGAACUAUUUUCUCUAUUGAUUCUGUUGAAAACGAAACUGACUCAACAUGGUUCAUAAAAUUGACUUUACAUAAUGAAAUAUCGAAACAUAUUGAAAAACUGGCGCCUUCUUUUCAACAAUACAUCGCUACACCCGAUAUUCGCCUCGAUUUAUUUAUGAGAACAGAUGAUUUUAAUAUGAUUGAUCGAUAUUACUCGAUAUUAACAGAACAAACAUUUUCAUUGGAGAAUAAUCCAACAACUAUGAUAUAUAUUUAUAUCGCUUUUUCCUUAAGUAAUUUAGGUCUUUAUAAGAAAGCGAUUCACUUUUAUGAAACAGCUAUUUCGGUGGGAAAGAUUUCCAUGAAUAGUCCUGAAUUCAAAGUUCUUUAUAUGAUCAUUGGUUAUCUUUAUUUUCAUUUAUCUGAAUACGAUAAUGCUUUUAUUUAUUAUGGAAUUGUAUUGUCAUUCUUAACUGAAAGUGAUUUAUUAACAAGUGAACUUUACAAUCACAUCGGUGAUGUUUGGAAUAAAACUGAGAAUGAGGACAUCGCGCUAUCAUGUUAUCAAGAAGCAUUAGAAAUUGCAAAUUAUCGAGAUACUCCUUCGUUACCGAAUAUCUAUCAAAGUAUCAUCGGUAUACUUGAGAAAAAGGGAAAUUCUGAAGCAGCUUUAAUCUAUAAAAAACAAGCCAAGGAAAUCGAUGACGAUCAGUAUCAUAUAUUAACAUCAACAUUAGACCAUGACACAUUGUUAAAAUGUCAAAGUGAACUAAGGAAUAAUAGAAGCCUUACGGCAAAACAACGUGGUGGUUUAUUAUAUACAAUUGGUUUAUGUCUUUUGAAAAAAGGUGAAUUUUCGAGAGCUCUGACGAACCUUUUAGAGGCAAAAAAUUCACUUCUAAAAGAGUCACUAUCCUGGGACCGUUUUGCUCGACAGUUGCCGACGUUAUUUGAUAAUAUUGCAUUUCUCUAUCUUCUUCUUGGAGAUCAUUUACAAGCGUUAACAAUGUGGAAGAAAUCUAUUGAUUUGCGUAGCCGUUCUUAUUCACGCUAAUUUAUAUUUGUUUCUAUCACACUAAGUAAUUGACUGUAUUCUUAGUACUUCUACGAAAAAAACAAGAUAUCCAACGGUUAUUUUCUUGGAGAAAAGGAUGAAAUACAUAUUUGCUUACGAAAGCAUGAUGAAUCACAUAGAUAAUUAAAUGAUGGAGUGAUAGCGUUAUUUAAUUAUAUCGACAUGUCUUUUACAUUCGUUCAAAAAAAACGAAUUUAUCCAAUCAAAUAGCAUGUACAAUGAAAAGUUUAAGAUAGCUCAAAGACAAAUUUCAUUCCAGUGAACGAACAAUAAAUUCGUAAACGUUAAUAAAAUUUGUUUAGAUAAAUAUAAUUUCGAGUAAACUAGAAACUAACACACGACGUAUUAAAAGUUUCAAAAUAAUCGUCUUUAAAAACAAAAAAAAUCUGUUUUUCGUUUUCGUUUUUAAGAAUUAUUUAUCAAUUAUUUUCGUUUCAAAGCGCCUAUUAUUUAAAAAUAGAGAAAGUACCUGAAAUGAGACUCUCCGAACUCGAAUCACCUCGACAUAAUUUUUGCCAUUUCGGCUAUUACUUUUUCUGGUACAUGCUUUUCUGGAGAUUUUUCCCUCAGCUGAUAGGUGUGACGAAAAAUGAUAGAAGGGAUAUUAGUGUGGAUGGAGGUACACUUUAUUCUAUUCCUUCAUAUCAUACAAUCGUACCGCUUACAUAUAAAGCACACGUUUAAAUACACGCGUAGAAUAAGAGAAGAUGAAAAGAAAGAAGAUGAGGCCAAGGCGAGAAUAAUGUAAGAAUAAAAAGAUGAUGAGGCCAAGGAGAGAACACAUAGAAGAACAAUAGAGUAAGAAUAGAUAGGUGAGAAGGGUGUGGGUGUGGGUGUGGGUGUGGGUGUGGGUGUGGGGUGUGGGUGUGGGU
Molecule: messenger RNA, 2111 nt
Organism: Rotaria sp. Silwood1
Lineage: Eukaryota; Metazoa; Rotifera; Eurotatoria; Philodinida; Philodinidae
Source: the annotation of a GenBank genome assembly